AUGGCUGACCCUACUACACCACCCCCUACUGUAGAGGAUCUUGCUAAGAAAAUAGAAGACAUAGAGCAUCAAGGAGAUGUUGCUUGGGUUCUCAUGUCAACCGCUCUAGUAUUUCUCAUGAUUCCUGGUGUUGGAUAUUUCUAUUCUGGAAUGGCAAGGAGUAAAAAUGCUUUAUCCCUAAUCAUGCUUAGCUGUUUGUCCGUCGCUGUUGUUAUGGUUCAGUGGUGGGCCAUUGGAUUUAGUUUAGCAUUCGGAGAAAGCAAAAGUCAUUUCAUCGGAAACUUACAACAUGCCUUCUUCAUGGGUGUCGGAAAAGAACCACUAAACGGUGUUGUUAACCUUCCAGGAAUUGUUUUUGCCUUAUAUCAAGGAAUGUUUGCAGGCAUCACUCCCGCUCUAGCUAUUGGAUCGGCCGCAGAAAGAGGACGUAUUGUACCUGCAAUCUUAUUCAUCUUUAUCUGGUCAACAUUAGUAUAUGACCCAAUCGCUUGUUGGACUUGGAACGUUGAAGGAUGGUCUGCAAAGAUGGGAGGAUUAGAUUUCGCAGGAGGAACGCCCGUCCAUAUUGCUUCCGGGGCUGCAGCCCUUGCUUAUUGUAUUAUUCUUGGAAAGAGGCAUGCUUAUGGAGCUAACGCACGUGCCGGCAUGGCCGCAACCGUCACAUCUUUGUCAGCAGCUGUUGGUGGUUUAACUUGGGUUUUAAUGGAUUAUAGACUCGAAAGAAAAUUGUCGGCUCUUGGUUUCUGUUCCGGAGCUGUUGCAGGACUUGUGUCGAUCACUCCAGGUUCAGGUUUUGUUGGUCCUGCACCUGCCGUCGCUUUUGGAUUCUUGGGUGGUUUUUGUUGCAACUUUGCUGUCAAAAUAAAGCAUAUCUUUGAUUUUGAUGACGCAUUGGAUGUUUUCGCUGUUCAUGGCGUUGGUGGUAUCGUUGGAAAUCUUCUCACUGGUAUUUUCGCUCAACAAUCCGUCAUUAUUCUUGAUGGUCAAGAAUUACCCGGAGGUUGGUUAAAUGGAAAUUGGGUUCAAUUAGGUUAUCAAGCUGCUGAUUCGUUGGCUGGAUUGCUUUACUCUUUUGUUGUGACAUUUAUAAUCUUAUUUUUGAUGGACAAAGUCCCUGGACUUUCUCUUCGAGCUGAUCCAGAAUCAGAAGCCAGAGGGUUGGAUGAAACUGAAUUGGGAGAAUUAGCUUAUUAUCAUGUCGACAGGCUUAUUUCUGUAAAUACUCGGACCGGUGAAACAAAAACGGUCAAAGAAGAGACGAUUCAUCAACAAAAUGACACAAAUGCAACAAUUGUAUAG
This is a messenger RNA of Funneliformis geosporum, 1299 nucleotides long. The record is from the annotation of a GenBank genome assembly. Lineage: Eukaryota; Fungi; Glomeromycota; Glomeromycetes; Glomerales; Glomeraceae.